AUGCGGUUCUUUCGUGAUAACAUUAUUUAUCUCUUUGGAGUUCCGUGCCGUAUAAUCUUUGAUAAUGGCCCAUCAUUUAGAAGCACCAAAAUCGCCAGAUUUUCCCGCCGCAAUAACAUUAACUGGCGAUACUCUUUGAUUUAUUAUCCCAAAGCUAAUGGCUUGAUAAAGGCAUUCAAUAAGACUCUUGUGCAACUGAUAAGGAAAAUACUUAUUGCAAAUAAAAGAGAAUUGCAUGAUAAGUUAUUUGAAGUAUUAUGGGCAUAUAUGACUACCUACCGUACUCCUACUCAAUCCACCCCAUAUGCUUCAGCUUUUGGGGUUGAAGCAGUCCUCCCACUUGAGGUCGAGCUCCCCUCACUGCGUGUGGUAGUUAGCUAUAAUCUAUCUGAUGAAGAUAUUGCCCGAUUAAGGUUGGAAGAGCUUGAUGGUUUAGAUGAGCUUCGCUUACGAGCAUAUCAGUGCCUUAAGCUAUGCCAGGCUAGAAUGGACCGGCACUACAAGCACCUUGUUAGACCCCAUGCUUUUCGGGUAAGAGAGUUAGUUCUUAUUUUGCGUAGGCCUAUCAUUUUGCAUCGGCGCCAAAGUGGUAAGUUUGAGCCUAUUUGGGAAGGCCCCUUAACUAUAGAGCAAGUUUAUGAAGGUGGUGCCUACCAACGUAUUGAUGCAAAUGGCGUUCACCCCAUGCCUGUCAUCAAUGGGCAGUACUUGGAAAAGUACUAUGCCUGA
Molecule: messenger RNA, 729 nt
Organism: Dendrobium catenatum
Lineage: Eukaryota; Viridiplantae; Streptophyta; Magnoliopsida; Asparagales; Orchidaceae
Exons: 1
Coding region: 1-729 (242 amino acids)
Biological process (GO): DNA integration
Molecular function (GO): nucleic acid binding
Source: RefSeq, a predicted model, not a curated record